UUGAAAGUUGUUUUUCAGUCGCUGUCUGCUAGGAGGCUCUCGUCACUGCCAACACCUCACUCUCAUUUUCGUGUCAGAGCAACUCGGUAAAGGGAGUGCUCUUCAUCUUUCUCUCUGAUUUUUGUUUGGUCUUUCCAUAUUCUGCUGAGAUUUGAUCGUUCUGUUGUUUGUGGUGUUGAAAUCUGAUAAAAUAGAGUUCUUUGAUCACAAUUUUGAGUUUUAGACUUUUCAUAUUCUCGCAGAGAAAUCAGAUAUGUGUUUGCUUUUGUAGAAUCUGUGUUAGCUGUUUCUGUUUGGGUUUGAGAAGAGUGACUAAUCUGUUUUCUGUUUAUGAUUGAUCUUAUUUCAAUUGAUACUGUUAAGUUUAAGACAAUUUCGAAAUUAACCUGAGCUACUUAGGAUCUGAGUUUUGAUUUGAUCAGUUUCUGACACUGUAAAAGUUUCCUCAAAACUGUUAUGUUUUAAAAAUAAAAAACCUGCAAUGAUUAUGUGCUGUGUUUAUUUCUGAGUGUCUGGCUGGUUUGAUUGUUUUGUCUCUGAAGUUAAAUCAUUUAUAAGAGCAUUAGGAUGUGUUUUUGGAUUUGGAAAAAGUUUUCAAUUUUGAUUAAGAAAAGCUAUGUGAGUUUCUUGCUUUGCUCCUAGCUUUGUGUUCUUAAUUAAGAUUUCAUUGCAAUAUGAUGCGUAAUGUCCAUUAAUCACUGUCAAGUUCUGUCUUUCAUACUCUUAGUUUAGUUAUGAUCUUCUUUUGUUUUGAUAUUUUCUGCAGGUAACCUUGUGAGCUCACGACAAUGGUGUUCACAGAUGCUGUAGGUCCUCUUCUUGGGGAGAUUACUUGUGGAACUUUACUGCAAAAGUUGAGGAAAUCUUGGAUGAAGUUGGUGAGAGCGAUGAGCAAGAGUGUCUUGUUUACAAGAGAAAGGUUGAACAGGCUGCCAAGUCUCGAGCCAAGCUUCUUCAGACCUUGUCUGAUGCUAAUGCUGAACUUUCCAGAAAGAGAGAGUGACAGGCUGCACAAGGUUCUUGAGUUUGUGAGCACAGUUCAUGAUCUGUGUGAAGAUGAGGUUAAUUCAGAGGAUGAAUAUGAAGAAAACACUGAUCAGUGGACAUGAGGAUAUUUUGUUGUUGGUGUUAUGAUCAUGGGGAAAUUUAUGUUGUUGGUGUUUGUUGAACUUGAUAUGUUUGGAUGGAAGUAGAUUUGUAAACUUUUCAUGUUUAAUGUAAAAUUUGCAAUUUCAUU
Brassica napus (rape) is the source of this 1237-nucleotide messenger RNA. RefSeq lists its product as uncharacterized. The transcript is spliced from 3 exons. Bases 789 to 1109 code for a protein of 106 amino acids. NCBI's taxonomy places the organism in Eukaryota, Viridiplantae, Streptophyta, Magnoliopsida, Brassicales, Brassicaceae. The record is from RefSeq and is a predicted model, not a curated record.